AGGUUGAACGUGGGACAAGCAAAGUUGUCAAAAAACAGGUUUUUACAAAGUAUAUUACCAGACACUGGUCCAACAAAAAUUGUAUAUCAACAAUAAAAGAUGCCCCCGAAACAUAAACAGGCGGGGAAAAAAUUACCUCCAAAACUCGAACAAAAUUCGAAAGUUUUGAGUAGCACACUAAGCACGAUAUCGACAGAAUCCACGAGAAGUGGGCUUCCUCCAGAGGCAGAGGACAGAUUUGAAGUGGAACUUCUUUGGUGCAUUCAGCAACUGCAGUCUCUCUUAGUAGAUGGAACAAUGACAGAUAAACAAGUGUACAUUGCCAAUAAAAAUCUCCACACGCUUAAAAGCGAUUCAGCUUCUUUCAUUAAAAAGCGACAAAUAAUGAGAAACACGUUUGGCGACUACAGGGCGAAAAUGGCAGAAGACGAGAUAAAAUUUAAAAAAAGAAAUUCAUCUGUCAAAUUUAUUCCUUCAAUCGUCCCAACAAAAAAAUACUUAUAUUUAAAGAAAGCUCACAAUCACGACGAACCUCCUCUUUCGGAAAAGCAAACAAAUCAGGCUCAAAAACCUGCAACUUCUCAGGCUUCUACAAGGAAAUUAUUCACCUCUAAAGUAUCGAACAAGCCUUUCAAAUUUAAUUUUGCGAGUCCGGAAAACUAGAAUAAAGAUUUUAUACCAAA
This is a messenger RNA of Belonocnema kinseyi, 683 nucleotides long. Its product is annotated as UPF0488 protein CG14286. NCBI's taxonomy places the organism in Eukaryota, Metazoa, Arthropoda, Insecta, Hymenoptera, Cynipidae. The coding region runs from base 100 to 663 and encodes 187 amino acids. The transcript is spliced from 2 exons. The record is from RefSeq and is a predicted model, not a curated record.